GAGAUUCGAUUGCUGGCGUUUAGAGAGCGGCUGUCUGAGCGAUCGGUGUCCCGUCUCGGUUGCCCGGGUUUGUCUGGGUCCUUUGCCUCAGAUAAAUUUUUAAGUGCCUUCAUUAUGCCAAGAAGGACCAGGUUUUUGGAUGACUUCAAUUAACAAUAGAGACUGCUGUCCUAGGGACAAAGUAUAGACACAUGAAUAGAAGACGAAAAUUUUUUUUUGCCUCAGUACUUGCCCUCCAGAAUUCAAGUUUUAUAUAUCCAUCAUGUCAAAGGUGCUUCUCUAGGAUAAUUCUGGACUCCAAAAGGUUUAUUUGUCCCAAAUGUGGCUCUACUGGUGACGCUGAAAGUACCAAUUACAGAUACAAACUGUCCUUGAAAGUGGCCAAAUCCAACAAAAUAUUUGCCAUUACUGUAUUUGGGAGCUGCUUAGAUACAUUUUUUGGACUUACUGCCACUGGUUUACACAGGUACCUUGAGGAUUCUAGUAAAAGCCCAGAAACCCUGGACAGUGGUAGAACUGAGAGCCUAUUGACCACAGCAGUAGAAAAGUGUUUUGUUGGACAAAGCUUUGUGUUUGGAGUAACGAAUUUUGGAGAUAUAUGUGGACACAAUUCAGAUUCCAGUAACUUUCAGCAGCCUUGCUGUAAGCACAGAGGAGAAGUCAGGACACUCGUAGCUUCCCAGAUUGUUCUGCCUGACCCACAUGUUACAGGCUUUACGGUCAUUGACUAUUUACAUCCGCUUUUACACAAGAAACAUCACUGUGGCUCUCAGGAACAUAGCAACCAGUCACUCACUUCAGAUCACUCAGACAGUGGUCUUAACAGCAUACAGGGCUCUGGGAAUACAUCCUGGUUUUCAGAGUCUAGUAGCAGAGAGGAUUUUUUCAGAUUCUGGGAGCCAUCUCUUGAACUGACUUUUACUGAUUCACAAGUAACAUCUAAUGAUGACUUUCCAGCUUCAGAACAAAUCAUGGCCAGUGGUACUCCUAACCAAACCAGACACUGCAUUUCCUGUUCUGAAGUCACUAGUACUAAGAAAUGCCAUGAUUCCCUUCAGAGUUUAUGGAGCUUUGUUUCUUGUAUGGACAAGAAUAAUACAACAAGAAAGUUGGGUGAAGAAUUAGGUUUACCAAGUCCAAUUUGCAACAGUUGUCAUGAAAGUAGACUGUCUGACUCUAAUUUUUCCCCUUCACAAAUGCAAGAACCGUUCGAGGAACAUAAUUUAGAAAGCUAUAGUAAAGCAGAAAAAAAUGAUUAUUCCCAGUAUGAUAUCCCAUGUUACCAGCAUCAUCAAGUAAAUACUACCCCCUCCCUUCAGCAGAGGUCUUCUGCAUUUUCAUUGUCAUCACAGAAACCUGAAGAAACAGCAAGUGCUUCCCAGAACUCUGACUCCUUGAUUUGGGAUGAUCUACCAUUUUCUGAAAGCCUGAACAAGUUUCUAGCAGUUGUUGAGAGUGAGAUUGCUGUAACUGAGAUAGAUGCUAAGAAUAGAAAACAGGGUAUGGAUAAUAGCAUUGAUAAAUGCCACAAAAACUACAGCAGAUUAUCAUUGACUCCGUGGAGAAAUACUAGAGCCUUGAAUACACCACCUUUUGGCUUAAAAUCAUCACAAGCAAUGGUGAAAGAAGACUGUAGGAAAGAGGCCUUCUUUUCCAACUGCAAGUCUAAUUCAAGUCCUCAAAUUCAAAAUGAAUCAAAAUCAGACAAGACAGAAGAGGGUAUCUCUAUAGGCAGUAAUAGAAGUGAUAUCUCCAAGUAUUUUCUACCAGAUACUUGCUCAUCAGCUCUGUUUACAUCUUCAAAAGAUAUGGAAGCCUCUGUUACCCAAAAGAGGACUAGUGGGAUCUUGCAACAAAGGAAUGAAAUUUCAUGCAGGCCCAGUACCUCAAUAAGUGACUGUUCUGAUCUCAGUAACAGCUAUUUUACUGGAUGUGGAGAAAAAUCACUUUCAGGAACAAAAGGAAAAUUGGCAAUUCAAAACUGUUCUAAAAAACACAGUGAUGUUUCUGAUCUUCACAAAUUAGAAAAUAAGCAGAAUUAUAGCUGGCCAAAAAAGCAAGAUGACAAUUUCACAAUAUGCCGGAAACUCACGUAUCCUUUAGAGACUCUAUGUGGUAGCCCAAAAAGUGUAAAUACAUCAAAAGAAAUGCCUUACAGGCCUAGCAAUAACUUGACACCAAGUUUUUCUGCUGAUCAUGAAGAUAGUUACAAUGCUUCUGCUGAUCUUUUUGAUUAUAUUGGUAAAGAUAAGGACAUUGAAACAGAAAUUACCAAAAUACCACAGGAUAUUUUGUUACCACUGGAAGCACCUUGCACAGAAAAGUAUCCUAUAAAUGAGAACUGCAGCCAACCUUCACAAAAACAGUCCUUGCAAAGCAUAUCACCCUCAAGGUAUCCAAGACCAAGGUCUCAGUCAGACUCAGAAUGUGAUUUUGAAGAAAGCCAAGACUUUGUUCCAUGUUCACAGUCAACUCCAGUUGCAGGCUUCUUCCAAAGAAUUCAUGGCUUAAAUUGUGCUUCCAAAAUACUACCUUCCUUAUAUUCAAAUCUUAAUACUAAUUAUAAAAGCACAAAAAUGUCUCCUCUAACUGGCAAAUAUCAAGCCACCCCAACCUGCCCAAAGAAUGUAAAAACAUCUAGCCAGAAAUCCAAAAGUCCUGUUAUAUCUAGUUUGACACAACCAAAGAUUUUCAACCACUGCCUUGCUGCUGAGAACCUUGAAAAUGAUGUGGAUGAAUGGGUGCCCCCUACCACUAAAAAAGUAUUUAUUUCAGAUAGUCUUGGAUUCAGGGACAGGUGUUUAAGAGAAUGCCUUGCUGUCCAUUAUUCCCCUGACCAAAAAGAGUUACCAAGGAAGAAACUGAUAAAAGUCACACAUAAAACCAGCAUUUAA
Arvicanthis niloticus (Nile rat) is the source of this 2894-nucleotide messenger RNA. RefSeq names its product DNA damage induced apoptosis suppressor (gene Ddias). Lineage: Eukaryota; Metazoa; Chordata; Mammalia; Rodentia; Muridae. The record is from RefSeq and is a predicted model, not a curated record. Gene Ontology annotation, biological process: negative regulation of intrinsic apoptotic signaling pathway in response to DNA damage. Gene Ontology annotation, cellular component: cytoplasm; nucleus.